Anas platyrhynchos (mallard) is the source of this 6238-nucleotide messenger RNA. RefSeq names its product syntrophin gamma 2 (gene SNTG2). The record is from RefSeq and is a predicted model, not a curated record. Gene Ontology annotation, molecular function: protein binding; structural molecule activity. Gene Ontology annotation, cellular component: dystrophin-associated glycoprotein complex; intracellular anatomical structure. NCBI's taxonomy places the organism in Eukaryota, Metazoa, Chordata, Aves, Anseriformes, Anatidae.
CACUCAAUUCCCUCAUCCAAGUCAUCAAUAAAGAUAUUAAGGAGGUUAAGCCCUUCCCCGGGCACAAGCUCCCCGGGCAGGAGCUCCCCAUAUCCGCCGGUGCCGUGCCGGGGAGGAGCACAGCCGCCCUCCCGGCUGCACCCAGAGCCCCGUCUGUCGGGAUGCGGCCGCAGAGGGGAGGGGAGCCCGAGCGGCGGCGCCUUCCCCCCGGAGAAGAGCGAAGUUAAAUAGGCAGCGCUCCUCCGCCGCCUUCCUCUCUCCCCUCCCGGCUCGCAGCCUCCGGCGAGCCCCCCGCUCCCCGCCCACCGUGCCGGGGCCGCGGUGCGGAGCGGUGCGGAGCCGGGACACGCCGCUCGCCUCUCGGUGCCUGCAGGCGCCGCGUCCCGCCGAGCCGCCCGCCUGAGAGAAGCCAAGCCAGCUGCAUGGGAGGAGAUGAGCGUGGCGGGGAAGCAGCCGCCUCCAGCACCGCUUGAGCGCCCCGGCAGCCUCCUCGUCCCCACCUGGACUAAAACUGGUAUUGCUUUGUUGUAUGAUGAAGUAUCUGAAAAUGCUUAUGACAUCCGACUGAAGCUCACAAAAGAGGUAUUAACAAUUCAAAAACAAGAUGUCGUCUGUGUUAGUGGAAGUGAUCACAGUGCAAAUCACAGAACUGUUACACUUCGUAGACAACCAGUUGGUGGCUUGGGCUUAAGCAUAAAGGGUGGUGCUGAGCACAAAGUGCCUGUCGUCAUAUCAAAAAUGUUUAAAGACCAAGCAGCUGACCAAACCGGAAUGUUAUUUAUAGGAGAUGCAAUAAUGCAGGUUAAUGGUAUUAAUGUAGAAAGUGCUACCCACGAAGAAGUGGUACACCUACUGCGAAAUGCUGGCGAUGAAGUUACCAUCACUGUUCAGUACCUCAGGGAAGCUCCAUCAUUUUUAAAGCUCCCAUUAGGUUCCCCUGGACCAUCUAGUGAUCACAGCAGUGGAGCUUCAUCACCUCUCUUUGACAGUGGCUUACAUUUAAAUGGAAACUCAAUUAACACUGCUCCAUCAUCACCUUCUUCACCCAUAGCUAAUGAACCAAAAUAUGAGAAGCGCUGGCUAGACACCUUAUCAGUUCCUCUGUCAAUGGCUCGAAUCUCGAGGUACAAAGCUGGAACAGAUAAAUUAAGAUCUAAUGCAUUUGAAGUGCUGGCACUCGAUGGAGUUAGUACUGGGAUACUUCAGUUUUAUACAGCCCAGGAGAGUGCUGACUGGCUGAGAGCAAUAUCAACUAACAUCAGUGAUUUGACACUUCAAAAUAUGAAAAUGGCAAAUAAAUGCUGUUCUCCCUCAGACCAGGUCAUACAUAUGGGAUGGGUACAUGAGAGACUUGAAGGAACUGAUUCAUCUCAGCUCUACAAAUUCAAGUUUCUGGCAUUGAAGGGUUCAUCCUUCUACAUUUUCAGUACUCCACCGGUAAGCACACUAGACUGGGUACGAGCUGAAAAAAUCUAUAACCUCUGUGAGGUUCUAUUUAAAAUUCACAAGCUCUGGCUUGCUGAUGAUUGCUGGCUACAAGCAAACUUGUAUUUAGGUAUUCAUCAGGACUUUGAUCUUGAAGACCACAGGCCAUAUUGUUUCAGUGUUAUGGUUGGACAUGGCAAGAGUCAUUAUUUCAAUGUAGAGCUAUGCAGCGAGUUGGCAGUGUGGGAGAAAUCAUUUCAAAGAGCAAUUUUCUUGGAAGUUCAAAGAACUGGGUCUAAAACAUAUAUGUGCAGUUGGCAAGGCGAUACCCUAUGUUUCACUGUCGACUUUGCUCUGGGAUUUACCUGUUUUGACAGUAAAACAAAGAACGUGCUGUGGAGGUUUAAAUUCUCUCAGCUCAAAGGCUCUUCAGAUGAUGGGAAAACGAAAGUAAAGCUGCUUUUUCAGAAUCUAGACACCAAACAAAUUGAGACAAAGGAACUUGAAUUUCAGGAUUUGACGGCAGUAUUACACUGUAUUCACUCCUUUAUAGCAGCAAAAGUGGCAUCUGUGGAUCCAGUAUUCAUAGACAGCCAGAGCAUUGCAAGAAAAUAUAUGUACAGUAACUGAUAUAAGAUUAUAUGUUGUGAUUAUGGAAAAUAAAUUAUUUUCUUAAAGAAAGUAGUUAUUUCAUGCACAAUAUUGCAACUUUGUGAUUUUCUAAGAAGUCUGUAGUUGUGUUAUCUGUAAUGUUAACAGUUUUCACAAUCUGUUCAAUAUUUUGAAUCUAUGAGUUAAAAAAUAUUAAGUCAAACUGAAUCAGUUUGUUGUCUUCAGCAUUAAUGUAAAAUUCUGAGCAAAUUCAAUAACAUUUGUGGUGUCAUUUUGAUUUCUGUUCUCAUGGUCAUACAUAUCCCCCAUAUCAGAUAAAAACAUGGACUAACGUUUGAAAAGUGUGUGUCCAAAGAUUGGCCUCUUAAGUGCAUUUUGAAAAUUGCUGCAGCCCUCACUGUAGAAAAAAAUAAACAACAACAACAAAAAACUAAUUAUUCUAGAAAACUGCAAUAAGAAUUGAUUUUUCAUCUUGCUUUGGUAUGUUUGAAAACUAUAAUUCGUUGGUCCAGUUCUUUGGAGGCCUGAGAGUUAGCUGGGGCAAAACACAAUGUACUCUAUAUGAGACUGAGGAGAAGGCAUAAGCACGCAUUUGAAAUAACUAUAAGCACCGACCUGUAGGGUUUUCUUAUAUAUUAUUGAAGUUUCCAUGAAUCAGUCAUCUAAUCAUUCAUAGAUUACCUUGACAUUAGCCUCAGAUGUGAUGCUGUGCAGACAUUCUUCAGUGACUUCUUUGCUUGGCAGAGGAUGUUGUCAGUAUGGUGAUAGCUGGACAUAAAGAUUUUUCUAGCCCACUUAACUUUUUAUUUUACUUCACCUCUAACCCUGAUUUACAUACAUGCUUAAAUAGAAAUGAAAAGAGUUUCUCCUUGCUAAGAAAAUAAUGCAGGUCUACUUUUAGCAUAUCCCUAACAUUCCUUUUGAAAUCACUUUUUUACUUGCACAGCUACUGAAAACAUCCUGAUACUGAAAAAUUAUAAAAGGAAGACAUUUUAAUCUUAGUGGUAAGUAAUACCAAGUAUUCCAGGCUUCUGUAAUAGAAGUCUCAUUUGUUCUUAAGUGCAGUUUUGAGUCAAUAUCAGGCAAUAUCUUUGUGUGUUUUUUUUUGUUUGUUUGUUUGUUUGUUUUGUUUUGCUUUGUUUUGUUUUUCCCUGAGAAAUUAAAAAAAAAAAAAGGCACACAGUCAAGAAAUGAAGCAAGAAGAAUAUCCUAAAUAUAUACAAUGAGUAUGGAUCAACAUAAUCAAAGCCCUGUCUAUAUUUUAGGAGCACAAGAAAAUGUCUUGAUAAAGUAAAAGCCUAAAACCACUGUAUGCUAAGAAAAGAAGGUAUGUACCUUUAAAAGAGCUCAGAUAAGGAGUCUUUACAUAGCUUCAGUGCUCAAAUUUAGUCAGAGAGGUUCCUCCUCUAUCAUAAGGCAGGUAGAGCAGAUUGCAGUGGGCCUUAGGCACCUACUUUAAAGGGAUGCUUAUCUGUCCACUUAAACCUCAUGCACAAAUAAAGUGUCUAAAGUAGGUGAUUUGAUCCUACCAUAACGAUUGCCUACUGCAAAGUGGUAUCUUGAGAGAAAUUAAUUUCAAUGUUAGGGAUGCUGGUAGCAAUUCUAGUGCUGUUUACAGAUCUAAUGUUUGCAAGGAGGCAUAAUAGAAGAGCUAACUACUGUCAAAACACUAUGUAGCAAAACUGAGAAAUAUUUUUAUUGACUGUAAAUACGUACUUAUAACCAUUAUGAUAUUUUAAACAAAUAGCAUCCAAAUUUUAUAUUACUUUUUUUUUUCAAAGAUGUAUUUCUCAAACAUGCUUUUAUUGAAAAUAUUUCAUAUAACUUUCAGCUUUCCUUUUACUUUUCAGCUUUUUGUGUUUACUGAGAUUUUAACAUUCACAAAUGAUAGCUUAUGAUAGAUACAUGAUAUGAUAGAUACAAUGAUAGAUACAGUCAAUUCUCAGUUAUUGGCAUAAACAGUUAUAGAUGGCAGAGUGAAUGAUGGAAUGAUGGAAUUCUUCCUCUGUUUUACUGCUAUUUCCUUAUAUGCAAAGUUCAGCACUAGGAAAAAAAAAAAAAAAAAAAAAAGGAAUACAUCUCCAAAUACUGUAAUUAAAACCUUAAAAGAAUUUAAGUUAAAUUUAUUAAAUAAUCUUUCAUUCUUUCAUUUCUCCUAAGAAGUUCCUAAAUUUCAUCCUAAGAUGGAACAAGUCAAUAUCAAACUAAUUGCAAAUACAAGAUGCAGUUAGGACUAUAUUCAUGAAUUUUAAUAAUAUUAACAUUAGAGGUCAAUACAAUAAACUUUCUGGUAAAGAACAAUUUCUUGGAACUAUAAGGAUGCCUCUAGUAUUUCAUUUUGACAAUUUAUUCCCAUGCCCCUUCCACUUGGAGGUUGCUGAUUAUUCUCAAUAACAUACGUUUGCUUGCAAAUUAUUUCUCAAUUUCUCAUUUCAAAAUUUCUGAUUGUCUGUUAUAUUUUUCAAAACAAUUCUAUUUAUUUCCCUGUUAAGGAUUUGUCUUUCUCCAUCAGAAUCCUGCAUUUAUUUUCCUUAGAACAGUUUUGUAAAAUAAUUAAUUAAUUUUCUUACUUUCUUACAAGUAACUUUCUUACUUGUUUGGGGGAAUUCCUGACCUACCAUUUUUGCAAGAUAGGAUUUUUCUUCUGAUAUGUGCAAAUCAAUCCCUAGAAAGAUAAGAGAAAAAGUUCUUAGCAAUUCACCACUUGAACUUUAGGGCUGUAUUUUAGAAAUAAUUCUCCAAAGAUGUUUUUAAAGAGACACUUGAAAUUUCUUGUUAGCUCAUUCUCUUUUUCCUUCCUUUCGCAUUCUGCAACAAUCCCAAAACAGAGACUAAAGGCCAGCCUUCAGAGGAAGUUGGCAGAGCCUGGGAAAAGCUAACGCAGAGCUUGUUACUCAGCUGUGAUAUGGAUUUUAUAGGACUUCCCCAGGAUCUUGUAUUUCUUUGUAGUUCUCUUAACAGGGCAACAUACAUGUAUGUCAUAUGGGAAAAUGUUAGACUACCAAUUUGUUUGGUGUCUUAUGUUUAUUUGUUACAUUUUUUUAAUGUCAGUAAAAUAUAUUGUUUUUUCAUCACCUUCACCGUGUAUGUAAUAUAGCAUGCCAGGUAUCAUCACUAUUGUCACUACUUUUCAGCUUGCUGAAGACCCCAAAACAGUAGGAUCCCCAAAUGGUAAAUAGAUCUACUGGUGGCUAGGUAACCUCUACAGUCAUCCCAAAAGACUCAAUCACUGAAGCAGAGGACAAUUGUUUUGUGGUAUCUGGGCAGCUGGAAUGUCAAAUUUGCUUAAUAAUCAAAACUGAAAACAAAAUUUAAUAUACUUUCUUAUGUGCUUGUGAUAUAUUAAGCUUUAGUUUUGCUACCUCAUUAUUCAUUUGUGUACAGUUUCAUCUUGUUUUUUUCCAGUGAUCAAAGUGAUACCAGAGUGAUCAAAGUGAUACCAGAGUUGAGUAAGGAGUAGGAGGAGAAAGGCAUUUGCUACAGCAAAGCUCUAAACAGAAGGCCAACUAAGGACACACAGAAAGGUUAGAAAAUUGUGCAGCAUCACAAAAUCAAGAUAGCCACUCAUGAUUAGAAAUGUAGUAAAACCAAGGUAUUUUCUAUAUGUCCUGGUUAUGUCUUUAAUUUAAGCUCAAAACUUCAAACAGCUAAAUAUGACUCCACUUGGAAACACAAUAUUGAGUUGUUACUCACUUGAACAUGAUAUAUGACUUGUGCCAUGGAUUUAAUGUCAGUGAUAUGUAUUCUAACUAAGGAGUGCUAUGGGAACUGGACUUGGGAACUGGGCUUGAACUGUACUGUAGGUUUAUUAAAAUAACUCCUGGCAUUCUUUGAUCAACGUUAAUUGAAAUCUGCAGAAAAGUUCUGUGCACAGUCAUGAGCUGAGUGAGCUAAGGUCUGUUCUCAGUAAAUGUCUUGGUUGUGCUACCCUGUUUAAAACAAGGGAGACUUUAAUAGAGGUGCUGUGUUCAGACCAUGCCUGAUGGCCUCAGGGAUGGAAAAUGAGCCCUGACAAUUUUAGUCAUAAAUUUAGAUGUUGCUAUAGAUUCACACUGACUUCAGUUGAGGCAGGGCCUCACCCAGUGCAUUUCACCUAUAUUAUUUAUAUUUAUUUGUUGCAGGAAGAAUGGCCGAAAAUACGACAGACACUAGUAUGGUCAGAUCAUGCUCCCUUUUAUUACCCGAAUAGCCUGACUUUUAU